Molecule: messenger RNA, 8528 nt
Organism: Stegostoma tigrinum
Lineage: Eukaryota; Metazoa; Chordata; Chondrichthyes; Orectolobiformes; Stegostomatidae
Gene: rims2a
Product: regulating synaptic membrane exocytosis 2a
Exons: 39
Coding region: 166-5763 (1865 amino acids)
Biological process (GO): regulation of synaptic plasticity; intracellular protein transport; calcium ion-regulated exocytosis of neurotransmitter
Cellular component (GO): presynaptic membrane; cytoskeleton of presynaptic active zone
Molecular function (GO): small GTPase binding; transmembrane transporter binding
Source: RefSeq, a predicted model, not a curated record
GAUGCAGGAAAAUUCUAAGACACAUACGAAUGCUGUUUUCUAUCUCUGGGAUGAGUGCUGUACACAUGGUCAGCAUUACUGGAUUUUAAACCUGUAAGACUGUUACUUGACAAAUCCAGUAUUUUUACCUGUUGAAAAUUGUACCCAUAUAAUUGACAAAAAGUCAUGCCCAUCUGGAACAGGGUCAAAGAAGAACAAAAACCUCAACAGCCACAGUGGUUUCCCUUUAGUGGGAUCACUGAGCUGGUAAAUAACGUUCUUCAGCCACAACAAAAACAACAAAAUGAGAAGGAACCCCAGGCGAAAUUGCACCAGCAGUUUGAAAUGUAUAAGGACCAGGUAAAGAAGAUCGGUGAUGAGGCACAGCAACAACAGGAACAGAAGAGUGAUGCACCCACCUGUGGAAUUUGUCACAAAACCAAGUUCGCUGAUGGCUGUGGUCACAUCUGUUCAUACUGCCAAACAAAAUUCUGUGCUCGAUGUGGAGGACGGGUGUCACUGCGAUCAAAUAAGGAGGACAAAGUGGUGAUGUGGGUUUGUAACUUGUGCCGAAAGCAGCAGGAAAUCCUCACUAAAUCAGGGGCCUGGUUCUAUAGCAGUGGCCCAAACACUCCACAGGAGGCUGACCUUGCUGAGACUGCAGCAGGCGUGUCCCACAGAAACGAAGAAGCACCAGAGGAAAAGAAAGCAAAACUCCAGGAGAAUUCCCAAUUCCAAGGUCCGUUACCCUCAGGGGACAUUUCUACACCAGCGCCAGACAAAAACAGACCUCAAGGACUCACGCGACAAGAUUCAAUCAAAAAUGGCUCAGGGGUGAAGCAGCAUUCAAUGCAGGCCGCCAGUGAGAUAACCACAGACAGGAAAAGGAGCCCAUCAACGUCCAGGGAACACAAUCGAAAAUACGAUCAGAGCGAUGAGAGAGUAGAUUCGUCACAGAAUGCAGGUUUGGAAAGUGCAAUGCAACGAUCUCCAACAGAAUAUGCAGAUCGUGACAAACGAUCCCUGCGUGGGCCACGGAUUUAUGAUGAUUCUGAACAUAUUGAGCACAGAGGAAGUAGGGACUCCAGUCGUAGAAGUCGAAGAAGGUCUCAAGAGUUCAGAGAUUUUGUAGAUGAGGAUAUUGAUGUACAAACUAGAGAUGAAUAUGAAAGACAAAAGCGAGAGGAGGAGUACCAAGCUCGUUAUCGCAGUGAUCCAAAUUUGGCUCGUUACCCAGUCAAACCUCAGCCUUAUGAAGAGCAAAUGCGGAUGCAUGCUGAAGUAUCUCGGGUGCGUCAUGAACGAAGACAUAGUGAUGUGUCGUUGGCUUAUACAGAGAUAGAUGAUGCACAAGUCUCAAUGCAUAGUAUGGAAAGGCAGUCGAGACAACGCUCUGCAUGUGACCGUAGAGUUCCUGUGCAAAAUCAACGUUCUUACUCUGUGGAAAGAACUCAAGACAUGCAAGGGUCAAGUCCUGGUUGGCAAAGGACCCCAAAUCACAGUCCACCGACACCUCGUCGAAGUCCGCUCCCAUUCGAUAGGAGUAACAUGCGCAGUUCAGAGUCAUUGCGGAAACAACAUCAUUUGGAUCCAAGUUCUGCUGUUAAGAAGACAAAACGGGAAAAGAUGGAAACCAUGCUACGAAAUGACUCGCUCAGCUCAGACCAGUCUGAAUCGGUAAGGCCACCACCACCCAAACCACACAAAACAAAGAAAGGAGGUAAAACACGCCAACUGUCAUUGAGUAGCUCAGAGGAAGAACUUGCAACUACUCCAGAAUACACCAGCUGUGAUGAUGUUGAGAUUGAGAGUGAAAGUGUCAGUGAAAAAGGGAACAGUCAAAGGGGAAAAAGAAAAACUAGUGAGCAGGCAGUAUUGUCGGACUGUAACACCUUGUCUGAGAGGCAAAAGAAAAUGGUGCGUUUUGGCGGCCACUCAUUGGAAGAGGACUUGGAAUGGUCUGAGCCUCAGAUUAAAGACUCUGGGGUAGAUACAUGCAGUAGCACAACACUAAAUGAAGAACAUAGCCAUAGCGAGAAGCAUCCAGUGACCUGGCAACCAUCCAAAGAUGGAGAACGACUAAUUGGUCGAAUAUUGUUAAAUAAACGACUAAAAGAUGGCACUGUGCCUAAAGAUUCUGGAGCGCUGCUGGGUUUGAAGGUGGUGGGUGGAAAGAUGACUGAAUUUGGCAGACUAUGUGCAUUCAUUACCAAGGUGAAGAAGGGGAGUUUAGCAGACAUUGUGGGGCAUCUGAGACCAGGUGAUGAAGUACUUGAAUGGAACGGCAGGUCAUUACAAGGAGCCACAUUUGAGGAGGUGUAUAACAUCAUCUUUGAAUCUAAACCUGAGCCACAAGUUGAACUUCUGGUUUCCAGGCCUAUUGGGGAUAUUCCCCGGAUACCAGACAGCACACGUGGACAGCUAGAGUCAAGUUCGAGUUCCUUUGAGUCUCAGAAGAUGGAACGUACCUCUAUUUCUGUCACAUGCCCCAUGAGUCCUGGAAUGUUGCGAGAUGCUCCACAGUUCCUGCCUGGACAGCUUUCAAGCCAAAGCCUUAGUAGAAGAACAGCGCCUUUUGUUCCUAGGGUUCAGAUCAAACUCUGGUAUGACAAAGUUGGCCACCAGCUUAUAGUUACAAUUCUGGGAGCAAAAGAUCUUCCUUUCAGGGAAGAAGGAAGGCCAAGAAAUCCUUAUGUGAAAAUCUACUUUCUUCCUGAUCGAAGUGACAAAAGCAAACGAAGAACAAAAACGGUGAAGAAGACGCUUGAGCCAAAAUGGAACCAGACAUUCAUUUAUUCUCCAGUUCAUCGGAGAGAAUUUCGGGAACGUAUGUUAGAAAUCACACUGUGGGACCAAGCUCGAGUCCGGGAGGAAGAGAGUGAAUUUUUAGGAGAGAUUCUCAUAGAAUUGGAAACUGCCCUGUUGGAUGAUGAACCACAUUGGUACAAACUCCAGAUGCAUGACGUUUCAUCAAUGCCACUUCCUCAACCUUCACCAUAUUUGCCACGCAGACACCCACAUGGUGAAAGCCCAACAAGAAGGUUACAAAGAUCUCAACACAUCAGUGACAGUGAAGUGUCUGACUAUGACUGUGAUGAUGGAGUUGGGGUCAUUUCUUCAGAUUAUAGACACAAUGGGAGAGAUAUUCAAAGUUCAACAUUAUCUGUUCCAGAGCAAGUAAUGUCAUCAAACCAUUGUUCACAGUCAGGCUCAUCACUUCGUGGAGACAGUAUGGGCAGGAUGCGCUCCCGAUCCCCCAGUGUUCCUCCUCAUCAAAGAAGCUCAGAGCUGGGUCUUAGAAGCAGUCGCUGUUCUCAACAGUACAACAUUAUCAGCCGAAUGGACAGACACAGGAUACUGGAUGGCCACUAUUCUCCGGAAAGGGAAAGUCAGUAUCUUACACUACCUCGGUCCAGAAACAGUCAUGUCAUCGAUCAUCACCACAAGGAUUUCAGCAGCACGUACCAUAUAGUUUAUCCUCUCUAUCGAGAAGAUGCAAUAAGGUUACUUCGUUCCCAAAAGAUGAACCGCACAUACUCUGAGGGUGCUUACAAUAUUCUUGAGAGGAGGAUUAGGCAACAGAGGAGAGUACCCAGUGUUUGCUUUGAUGGUGGCACUGCCCAUCAUCCAGACAGACGGUACAAUGGUGGAAGUCACAGUGCAUGGUCUAAUCAUUCUGUAGUCAAUGGAACGCCAGAGCACUAUAGCCAGAUUUCUUUAGCACACAGAAGAGCAGCUUGCCCAAGGAUAGAAAUCCAGCAACCUUCCACUGACACUGACAGGAGUGAGACAGUGGAAAUGGUGCCAGACCAUGAAUCCCAUUCAGAAGCUGAACAGAUUGAGCCAACUGAGGAAAAGAGGAAUCGUGAGGCACCUGAUAGACAGGAAUAUCAAAGAUCCAGGCCAUCAGAGCAACGACCCGUACUCGAGCGGAUGAACUCCCGCUCCAGAUCCUCAGAACGUGCCGAAACAAACGUCAUACGAUCGAUGCCAUCAUUAACAUCGGGAAGAUCUGCCCCUCCCUCACCUGCACUAACGAGGUCACAUCUUCGUGGUGGAUCAGUCCAGACAAGCCCAACCAGUACACCAAUGGCAGGACGUAGAGGCCGGCAGCUCCCACAGCUUCCAUCAAAGGGAUCGUUGGAAAGAAACAAUGGAGAAGAAGGAAUUGAGCUUUAUGAAGACGAAUUGGAAUCACCCAAAAGGAGGAACUCAGGUGCAAUGGAUGUGGAAGAGAGGACACGCCAAAUGAAAAUGAAAAUAAGCAAGUACAAACAGGUUGCAACAUCAGAUUCAAGAUUGGAACAGGAGUAUCAUUCCAAGCAUCGGCUGGGACGGGACUCUCAGCGAGGGUCAGACAGUAUCUCCAACAAGUCAUCAGAUAGUGAUGUAAGUGAUGUGUCUGCUGCGUCAAGGACGAGUAGUGCUUCUCGAAUGAGCAGCACAAGUUACAUGUCAGUACAAUCCGAGCAUCCUCGGACAACCAGGAAGAUCAGGAGGUCUGAAGCAUUAGAAGAAAAGAAAGAGGGAGGGGAAGAAGGAGAGGAGGAAGAGACAGAGUUGGAGGCAGAGAUAGAGGAAGAGCAGGGGGAAAAGGAAGAAGGGAAGGAAAAAGAAGGGGAGAGGGAAGAAAUAACCCAAAAUGAGGAAAAAGAGCUAAAUAAGGAAGCAGGGGAAGACGACAAACCAAAGGAAGAAGAAUGUGAUCGAGAGGAAUAUGAGGAAGAGAAAUGUGAUCGAGAGGGAUGUGAGGAAGCAGAAUGUGAUCAAGAGGAAUGUGAGGAAGAGACAGGGGCAAGACAAAGGGAAAAUGAGGAUUUACAAAGGAGAUAUUCUGAAAAUGAUGUCAGCAAACAGAUGGGGACUUCGGGAAAGAAUAUGACGAAAAGCACCAGUGUGAUCGGUGAUAUGUACAGCAUGGAGAAAAAUGAUGGCAGCCAGUCUGAUACUGCUGUGGGCACUGUUGUAAUGGGUGGGAAGAAGCGACGAUCCAGCAUUGGUGCUAAAAUGGUCGCUAUCGUAGGUCUCUCAAGACGUAGCCGCAGCACUUCACAGCUAAGUCAAACAGAGGCUGGAGGGAAAAAGCUACGCAGCACCAUCCAACGCAGCACAGAAACUGGAUUGGCAGUUGAAAUGAGAAAUCGAAUGACCCGGCAGCCAAGCCGUGAGUCUACUGAUGGGAGCAUGAACAGCUACAGUUCAGAGGGAAACCUUAUCUUUCCUGGUGUUCGAUUGGCGUCAGAUAGCCAAUUCAGUGAUUUUUUGGAUGGCCUUGGUCCAGCCCAGAUGGUUGGACGUCAGACAUUAGCAACACCAUCCAUGGGUGACAUCCAGAUCGGCAUGAUGGAUAAGAAAGGACAAUUAGAAGUAGAGGUGAUUCGCGCCCGAGGUCUAGUAGGAAAACUUGGCUCCAAAGCUUUACCUGCACCAUACGUUAAAGUUUAUCUGCUGGAAAAUGGCAUCUGUAUAGCCAAAAAGAAAACUAAAGUGGCACGAAAAACUCUGGAUCCUUUGUAUCAGCAACAGUUGCCAUUUGAAGAUAGCCCCCAAGGGAAGGUUCUGCAGAUCAUUGUGUGGGGAGAUUACGGACGAAUGGAUCACAAAUCCUUCAUGGGAGUUGCACAGAUCCUAUUAGAAGAGCUGGACCUGUCCAACAUGGUGAUCGGCUGGUACAAACUCUUUCCCACUUCCUCACUAGUCGAUCCAACCUUGGCUCCCCUAACAAGAAGAGCUUCCCAAUCCUCUCUUGAGAGUUCAUCUGGACCUUCUUAUGCUCGUUCAUAGCAGUUGUGAAAGUGUUGCUAUCGCAACCAGUGUUCAGCUCACUGAUCGUCACCCUGGUCACACUGCAUGCUUGAUGUUGUGUCUUCUGAGCCUGUUCCUAGGGAUUAAAAGCGGUCCUGUGAUCUCAGAGGAAAUUGCACACAUUGUGCGCUAAAAAGGUCCUUAGAGAAGGAGGUGCAGUUUUGCUGAACUUAUGUGGUUGCUGGAAUUAAAUGACAAUUUUUUUUGUCCAAUCAGAAGCCAUGAAUAUAAAAAUAAAUAAAUAAGAACCUUUCAAUUCACACAACAGAAGCCCUUACUUUUCAAUGAACCAUUAUUUUUCUGUUCCUUAUCCCCGCUGAUUCAUCUGCUACUCCGACACUACCGGCUUGACUCCUAAAGUGACAGCCAAAGAUGUCAUGAAGGCUGACAGGCUGUUAGUUCUGAGAGACAUCAAGGGCAUAUCAUUGAGAUGUGAGUUGAAAGUAGAGUAUACUAAUGACUAGAAAAUCACCAGACGGGCCAAAAUAAGGAAUCAGCUGCACAAAACUGCAGCACAAGAGAUUUAAUUUUUUUUUUCUUAAAAAAAUGCGAAGUAUAAAAUGGUACUGGCAUUCAAUAUCGACAUGGAAGCUCCAGAAAGAUACCACAGUGAUUCACAAAGGGAGAGGGCUCGUGACCUGAUAUUGCUGUUUCUCUGCUGAUAUACUGUAUGAAAUUUAAAAGAAAAAAUGCAUGGACACAAAUUUAACUGAACUUAAAAGAAAAAUACAACAUUUAAAAUUAUUUUCUUGGGGCUGAAACUUGCAGAAAUAAAAAACAGCCAUUUUCAACAAUUUAUAUUAUUUUUAAAAAAUAUUUCACCAGUGCAUGGUUUUAUGGGGGUGUGAAUGCAACAGUGUGAUACAAUGACCACAUGUUUCCCAUAUUCAGAGUAAAUCAUUUAUGAGCCGGUCUAUUUCAGACAAUGAUUACUAAGGAAGGGCUGGGCUUACUAAAUAAAAGUAAUUUUGAUGAGAUGUAAGGGAAAUGUCAUCUUGUGGACAAAAACGUAAAUUAAAAUUAUGACAUAGACCUUCAAAGUUGGACAUUAUUCAAAAAUUACACAUGCUGUUCUGUCCCUUUUACUGGGUAAUUUAUUGUAUGUUCUGAGUACGACCUCGUGUCUCUGGCCACUCAAGCCCCUCAUCUGGGUUAAAGGUUGCAGUGCAAUGCUGCAUUUUGAUUCUUUGGGUAAAUUAUGCCAUUCUAACAACAAUAACAACAAAGAAAUGAUAUGAUUUGCAAGCAUGUUGAAAGGAUUUUUGCAACAUGGCUUGGGCAUACUGCAAUAAUUCAGCAUGCAUUUGACAAAAAAAUUUGCAGCAUCCUUUUAUUGUACAGUGCAUGAUGACAUAGAACUUACUUACAUUUUCUCAUUUUAAAUUGAAUUCUACAGCAAAUAAGAGAAUUGUCGGGUCAUUGUUCAGAAAAAAAAGUUCUGUAACAUAAAAUAAUUUCUAGCAGCAUUCAAUGUGUACAUACCAUAGGAAUAUGACUUCUUCUCUGAAAUUAUAUAGAAUUGAUAUUGACAGAGGACAAAUCAACUAACACGGUAUUCUAAUUGAGAAUUGUUUUACAAUGAUAUAAUAAGUCUCCUUGACCAGCCUGGUGUAGACAUCAUCCAGUCAGAUGAUUAGUUUUGCAUGCCUGAAUUCUUAAAGUCCUUUAGACAGAAUUACAAAAGGUCAAUCUGUUUUGCUGUAAAGUUCAAUUUUCACACAUAUAUUUAUGCAGUUUAAUGAGGACUUUUAACAUGGACUGGUGUUCGCUUGCUAGAUUGUGCUGAAAGUUGACCAUUGGAAAUCACCUGUUACAUACUGUUGUUCUGGGGUUCGAAAUUGAACUCUACACUAAUGAAUUAGAUUAUGACCAUGCUGUGACACCCUUCCCUGAUCUCACUUCCAUAUUGAAAGAGGCUAGUUCUUUUUUAGAAGUGCUCUGUAGAACAUGCAAUUUGUGUGAAUGCAGGUGAUGAAGAUGCUGAUUUGCCACAGUGUUUUGUUAUUGGAAAGGAGGCUGGUGGACCACAUGAAGGAUCGUCAAUGAGUAUGCUUGAAUACCAUUUAAAAGGAAAAUUUAAAAAUGCCUUUUUAAAUUUUUAUUUAGAGCGUGAUUUAGUUUCUUGAGUCUUUUGUCUCAUGACAUAAAGUAUUGUAUCUGAGAGCUUGAAUGUUGAGCCAUCUUCAAAAAAAAACAGGAGAUUCCUACUAUAUCAUCAAAAUAACACUAAUUUCUUGGAAUUAGAGCUGGCAGUAGCCUUUGGCUACUGGUGCCAGCUUUCCACAUUACUGUGCGCAGCCACAUGUCUGGACCCACAACAGUUACAUCAAAAAUGUAUUUGCCCUUUUUAAAGAAAACAAAAUUUUAAAAUAUAUAAUUAUUUCAUACACAUUGUGACAGCAACUCAAGUUAUCAUUAUUUGAUUAUUUUCUGCAUAUUAUUCCUCUUUAAAGUGAUCUUUUGGAACUAUUAGCAAGAAGGAUAUUAAAGUAUGAAAGAUUUGUACAUAUUUAUCAUUGUGCAGUAUUUAUUUGAGACUUAAUUUUUAAAAAAAUAUAUUUUUCACAUUAUGUCUACAACCUGUUUAUGAUUUAAUCAUGUCAGUGGCACUAUUCCAGUAAAACACAGCUGUCUUGUAGAUAGAUUUUAAGUAAAGAGGACACUGCUGUUAGAUUACUGGUCAAUUGGCCUUUAUGUGACAACAACUAAUGUAAAACAAACUCGUUUCUGGUGAUGGUAUUUAA